Acaromyces ingoldii is the source of this 532-nucleotide messenger RNA. RefSeq lists its product as hypothetical. Gene Ontology annotation, molecular function: single-stranded DNA binding. Gene Ontology annotation, biological process: DNA replication. Lineage: Eukaryota; Fungi; Basidiomycota; Exobasidiomycetes; Exobasidiales; Cryptobasidiaceae. The transcript has 4 exons. The record is from RefSeq and is a predicted model, not a curated record. Bases 12 to 452 code for a protein of 146 amino acids.
CCAAAGCAAUCAUGUCUUUCGCCCGCGCCAUCACCAAUGUCAUGCGUCCACAGGCUUCUGCCUCGAGGGCCUUCUCAACCUCGUCGGCCCGACUCGACAUGUCGCGCAUCCAGCUCAUUGGGCGCCUCGUCGCGGACCCCGAGGUGCGCACGACGCGCGCAGGGAAGGACUACAUCCGCUACGCCGUCGCGACCACUGACCCGCUCGGCCCCCCGGCCGAGGACGGUGAGCGACCCCCGCCCACGACGAGCUUCCACAACAUCUUCGCCUUUGGCGAAGGCCCCGUGUCGCGCUUGACCAACAUCAAGAAGGGUACCCUCGUCUAUGUCGAGGCCGACUUCAAAGUGCAGCGCAACCCUACGGAGUCGGCUGAUGGCAUCGCAAGCACCAACAUUCUGGUCCAGCACCGCUCUAUGAAUGUCAUUUCCCGCCCCAAGACCCCCGAGGCCUGAGCUCGACCUGUUGCUCUUUCGUAAUUAAUAACAGUCCCCGUUGAUCACCGCUCAAAUGAACUUCCCGUUUUUGUCGAUUG